AAAAGAACAGCCCUAGGAAACGCCAUCUCCAGCGGCCGGGCUCAACUCAACGCGUUCCUGAGUUCAGGACUCUGGCAAUCGGCGGGGUCAAUACGAGACCAGUUGGCACGCUGCGGGACUAAAUUGGCAACGCUCUCUGAUGCCAACCACGCGUCUUGGAUAAUUCCUGAGCCGGGCUCGUAACGUCAUUCGUGACACAAGAGCACUUGCAUCUCGAACCUCCAGAGUCGAAACUGGCUUGGUGACGAAGUGCUAAUCCAUCACUCACCUGCCUUAAUCUUAACCGGUGCAAGGCCACGAGCUCGUCCCUGACGUUCUUCUUGCACUUUCAUCCCAGCCAGUCACAAUGUUUGGCGGGCUGGUAAAUCUGAUCACCCCGUCGACCAUCGGCCCACCACCUGAAGACAUUCCUCCUCCGACCCCUCUCACUUUGCCAAGAUACAACCCUCAACACUCGGGGGCGUCUAGCGGGAAGGACGACUCAAGAUAUAGCCCGGAGUAUGCGUCUCUAGUCAAGUUCCUCCAGUCAAUACAGCGGCCUACCGAAUUGAGAGAAGCUCACUUCGCCGCUCUGGGUGUACACGUGCACACUGAUGUCGCUGUUGAAGACUUGCUGCCAGAUCCUUCAUACGCUCCAUCAGCCUCAGGAUGGGACAGAUUGACGGUGGAUGAGGCGCCGUCUAAGGAUGCCACCUUCCGACGUCCGCUGUCGAACGGCAACAUGUCCCCAGAGGCGCGGGUCUUCAUGGAAAGGCGCCAUGAACUCUCCUUGGACAACCAAGCAGCGUUCAGAACGGUACGACGCAUUCGGCCGGACCCGGGAACGACGCCAGUGAGACUGGGUAACUGCUAUGAGUUUUACAGGCAGUUGGAGCUGAUGGCAGCUUACUGGGAUGAUACGUCGUUGUCACAGCGCAAAGAUGGCCACUUGAACGUGGAGAAGCCUGCAUCACCACCGCGGCACCAGUCGCUUGACGGUAGCCUAGAGCAAACCACACGCACUAUUAGUGCCUCUACUACACAGUCAGAGGCAAACAGCAGUUCACGAAACGCACCAGACGAGAAACCCAAGCCUCAGCAAGUAACCUAUCGAACUGCUCCUGGAAACCUGAUGCCCCCUGAGCUAAGACACAGCCUCAUCACCGCGUUUGUUAAGCUCGUAUCCUACGAUUUUGGCUGCAACGUCUCGCCGUCUAGGGUAGAGCCACGGCUACACUUACUAGAACCACCUGCUGUUCAGACCAUCAAGGGAACACCGGUCUCCCAACCCCAGCGAGCCUCUUACUUUCCCUCCGGCUGCGUCUUCGUCUUCCGCAUUCCGACAACCCGUGAAGCUGCACGUACCGGCAUCGUCGAGGGACCGAUACUCGCCGUCUCAGCACGCAAUACGAUCAACUUCAAUUCCCCUGCCGACCACAAAAUCGACUUUGCCCGCGAACUGGUCGCUGCCUUGGUCGCGGCGCAGCACCGCGCGAGGGAAGGAAAGGAGGAGAAGAGAUUUGGCGAUGGCGAGUGGUGGGCAACAGCCAAGCGAUGGGGUGGCGGCCAAGGCGGGCUAAUAGGACGCGAAAUCGAAAGCGAUGGGGUGGUCGGCGAUAAGGACGCCAGACCAGACGGCGGUUCGUCGUCCGGAAAAGCCAGCAGCGACGGCGCUAUUGCGAAGCCCAGCAGCAGUGGCAGCAGUAGCAGAAACCCUCCAGCGGUUCGCACCCCAGGCUUAGGACAUGUGUCCCCCGUCCACCCCAUCUCCCACUCAAGCGGCCUCCCCAUGCGCGGCUUAGCCCCAAACAAGAAAACCCGUAAGAACAUGAGCAUGUACGACAACUACCGCAUGGUCCGGCUGCCGUCCUCUAACUGGGACCGCAAGGCGCGAUACAGAGCCAUCGGCAAGCGGACCGGCGCCGACUAUGACGACGUAUUUGUGGUCAGCAGUUUGUUCCACCACAUCUGCGUGCUAAGAACGCGGGUGCCCACGCGGUUACUCGAUGUUAUGGCCGGUGCGCCUGAGGAAGAUCAGGCGAGGAGUUGGGAUAAGGUCGAGAUGUGGCGGAGUAGGUGGUUUGAUUUGUUUCUCGUCGAGGAGCGGCUUGAGGCACUGAGGUUGGUUUGGGGAGUUAUGGCGUGGAUGAUGAGGAAGGAGGGUGAAGGUGAGGGUGAGAAGAAGGGGAAGGAUGGAGAGGAUCUGGUUAUGAAGGGGACUUGAGGUCGUCGUUGGUGGAAAGGGAGAUGACGGAAUGUGGUCGAGGUUGGUUGAAGAAGGGGGGUGGGUGGUAGGUUGAAUGUGUGGAUAUAGCAGAUGCAUGCUCUCAUGACUGGAUUUCAGCGCAUAGUGGAUUGAGCAUAUCGAAUGCUCCUUGUUUUGUGUGUUGGAUUUCAGUCAUCCUUCGCUUUAGAAGGGGAGCAUAUACAAGUCCCGGGCAAGAGACCCGGAAUAUGAGCUAGUAAAUCGGAAUCCCCAGGAUAGGAAUUUUUCAAACAGGAGCUAAACAGUUGUGAUCGAUGAGCUAGUGAGGUUGACUGGAAAGUCCUUUAUCUAGUGCUGACCUCCUGGCUGAUGACGACUUAGUACCGGG
This is a messenger RNA of Pseudomassariella vexata, 2573 nucleotides long. RefSeq lists its product as uncharacterized. The transcript is spliced from 2 exons. NCBI's taxonomy places the organism in Eukaryota, Fungi, Ascomycota, Sordariomycetes, Amphisphaeriales, Pseudomassariaceae. The record is from RefSeq and is a predicted model, not a curated record. The coding region runs from base 347 to 2203 and encodes 618 amino acids.